UUCAAAAAUGGAAGAUCUUUGGCUGCGCGGUGUUAAAUCGUUGAAGGGUGGAGAGGAGUAUGUUUUUUUUCUUCAUCAAUCCAAGCAAAAGUCCAGUUCAUGACAACAAUCAAAUACACAACCAUAAUAAUAAUGACAGGAGGAAGAAAGAGGAAGCGGGGCAGUGCGUUCACAAUAGGUGUUCUCCCUCCCCUAAUUAAAAAAAGCAAGGAGCAAUGGCCUGAAUGUGGAAAAGAGAUUAGAAUUCGUUCGUCUCUCCAUCAAUUCUCUGUUUAAUGUCACUGAGCUCCAUUGUGUGAGAAGAGGACGCGUCAUCCAGCCGUAAAUUCGUGAUCAUAGAGCCUUAUUGAAGAGACUAGUGUGUGUUCGGAUGAAUUUUCUUCGCGCGCAUAACUAGGGAUCUGUUUUCGAAUGGAAGAGACUUAUCAGCAGGAUAAAAAAAAUACAUUUGUACUUAUGUCCUUCUUUGCGGGGAAAAAGGACCUGGUUUCCCACGAUUAAAAUAGUCAAAGCGUGUGUGAUGUUCUGAACAUCAACCUCUCUGCCGACUGGAAAUGGAUUGUAAUUGAGCGUCGGGAAACUUGAGAAGCAUUUCCACCGUUUCCGCAUUUUAACAUCAGCGUUUCCAGGAUUUGUAUUUUUGGUUCGUGUCUCGCGUAAAGCUAAAUCGCGCUGUCCGUAUAUAUUUUUGGUUUGCAACACGGACGGUCGUUUGUAAUAGAAAAGAAUGAUCGGAGGCCACUAUUUAGUCUGGAAAAAUCAACGAUGUACUCUGAAUGCAAGACCUAAACUCCAGAAGGGAUUAUAAUAUUUGGGUUGCGUUUGACGCACUCCGUCUACUCCCUGGAUUUCGGAAUUAUCAUUUUUCGACGCAAUGGAAGGCCGGGAUUUCGCUCCUCCACCGCACCUACUGUCUGAACGGGGCGCGUUGGUUCACCGCGCCGCCUCUCGGAUUGCUUCUACCGGCCACAGUUCCGUACAACACCCCGGUCACUUCCAGCCUGGAAAAUAUUACCCAUCGCACAUCCCAAUGGCUCCUCACUCAGGCAGUGGACUGAUGGGGAACUCGUCUCCCUCCUUCACCUUCCUGGCCAGCAGUUUGGGGUCGCCCCCCUCACACCCAGCUCACCCCUCCAGACCCCCCUCCUCGCCCUCCUCGCCCUCGUUUCACAGCAGACCGCACUCCAGCGCCUCCCAGAUCUGGUUCCCACACUCACACGAAGCAGCCCCCGGGUAUCCCCGCUUCUCAGGAAGCCUGGCCCCUACCUUCCUUCCCAUGAGCCACCUGGAUCACCAUGGCAACAGUAGUGUCCUCUACGGGCAGCACCGUUUCUAUGACACCCAAAAAGAGAAUUUCUAUCUCCGAAGCCUCCCUUCCCAGCCCCCCCUCCUCUCAUCCAAUCACAGCCUCCCUCCCCUCCCUCGGACGGCGACGGGGCACCCCCUGGGGUCCUGCAGCCGAGAGCGGGACUCGGGGGGAGGGGUGCUGAAUAAGGGCCCAAAGGAGGGGGAGGUCGAGCGGGGGCCGGUCCAGGGCCACAAGGAGAAGGAGAGAGCCGGUGGCAAACAGGACGCCAAGGAGAGGCAGCACCACGGGCUGCACCCACCUCCCCACGCCCAGCACCACCACCCCCACUACCCUCAGCACGCUGCCCCGCUGGAGGAGGACGGGAGCCGGGGGAUGGGGUACAAGGAGCACCCCCUGGCCCGCGCCAAGCCCCUGAGCGCCUGCCUGCUGAACGGCAAAGUGGCGGGCGGGGAGUCGGGGGCCGGCGCAAAAGGCUCCCUGUCCAGCUGCGGGGGGGCAGGGGGCGGGGCCGGGAGCAGCGCCGCCGCCAGGCACAUGGGGGCGGGGGCAAACGGGCGCUGCGGCAAAGAGGGCGUGAGCGGGGAGAUGCGGAUCAGCGAGCACCCGUCGGACUGUCUGGAGAGGGGGCAGGUCCUCCACCACUCCGUGCCCUAUUCCGUGCCCCCGCCUCUGCCCGUGGGUCCCGCGUCGGGAGGGGGCAACCCCGGGGGCUUCCACUGCCUGCAGCUGCACCCCGGCCACGCCCACCACGCCCCCCAACCUCACCCCCACCACCCGCACCACCCCCACCACCCGCAUCACCACCACCACCACCACCACCACCCGCCCGACUUCUACUGCCCGCCCCCGCACCCGCACCCGCCCGCCCCGCUCGCCAACCCCUCCCCGCACGAGAAGGGGCCGCCCGCGGGGGGCCGCGACCCCAAGGUGACGGGGCCCACCUUCGUGCCGUCCGUGGGGCACCUGGGGGAGAAGGGCGGAGGGCCCUUCCAGCUGGGACACCCGGACUGCCGCGGGGCGGGAGGGGGCGGAGCCGCCAAGGACAGGGGGAUGGAGAAGAGCGGCGGCGGAGGCGGGGUCCCGCUGCCCCACCCCUCGGGCAGCUGGCAGAGGAAACAGCAGCAGCAGCAGCAGCAGCAGCAGCAGCAGCAGCACGCGUACGGGAAAGCGGACAAGGCCCCUGAUUGGCUGCAGCCGCACCACCAGCACCUGCAGCAGCAGCAGCCGCAGCACCAUCAGCACCCGGGCCCCCGGUCCCGCAGCGCCGACUGCAUCAGCAACGCCGCCGACGUGGACGUGUACCGGCCCUCGCUGCCGCAAGGGGCCAAGGGCGGGCACUCGGGGGGCGCGGUCGGCGCCCUGGCCUACCAGGACUGCUCACUGUCGGGACCGCCCCCCGGCACGCCGCCCCGCGACGCCAAGGCCGCGCCCCAGCAGGGCGGGGGGGGCGUGUGCGCCAUGCAGCGCGACGGCGGGCAGAAGGUCGCCCGCAUCCGCCACCAGCAGCACAACAGGGCGGGGCCCGACGGGGCGGAGCUGGCGCAGGCCGGGGGCGGGCAGGACCACGCCAAGCGGAAGAUGGACGCGCCCUCCCUCGGCUACGGCGGCCGCGGGCACCAGCAGCCGCACGGGCAGCAGCAGCAGCAGCAGCAGCAGCAGCUGGCGUCUCUGCCACCCUGGGCGGUCAGGGCCCACCACAUCCACCCUGAGGAGGAGCAGCGCAAGGCCUGCCUGGAGUCGUUUGGAGGGGGCGUGGCCGGGGGCGGGGUCAGACCUCAGGGCCAGCAGCAGCAGCAGCAGCAGCAGCAGCAGCCAGGGAUGGGCCUGUCCCCCAGCCCCCAGGACCUGCACGGGCCCCAGGGCGAGGGCAACGCCAUGAAGAGUCUGCUGAAGUACAGCAGCCAGCAGCAGCCGCUCCUGCUCUCCCAGAAGAGCCCCUUCGGCGGCCUCGGCACGCUGAGGAACGGGAGCGCGAGCGCGAACGGGAGCGGGAGCGGGAGCAGCUGCGUCCUGCAGGGCAGCAAGCAGGCCCUGCCCCCGCGGAAGGGCCCGCCCAACGAGGGCGACCGGCCGGACUGCGGAGGGAGAGCCCGGGAGGUGGCGGAGGUGCACCCGGGCGAGGGGGAGGUGCGCCAGCCCCCCGUCGGCAUCGCCGUAGCCGUCGCCAGGCAGAGGGAGCCGCCCUGCCGCCCCCUGGACGGUCACGCCAGCCAAAGCCGCCAGGGCAGGGUGCUACCUGGCAUGAAAGGCGUGUCGCGUUCCGUGUUUCCGUUGGACCCGGAUGGAGACGAGGAGAGGAAGAGGCUGUGUGGAGAGCAGCUCGGCCUGUCCUGCCUGGACCGAGAACGAGAGCUGCUUAUCAGGGACAACAAGGAGAGGGUUGAAUUCGCCAGGAUCCAUCCCUCUAGCAGUUGCCACGGUGAUCUCACCUCUCAUCUCAUGGUGCCCAGCGGGGCUUCCUUACAGUCCAGCCAAUUGGGUGCAGAUCCUGCUGCCCACGCCCAUCCUGCCCAUCACCAUUGGAUGCCACGGACAGGAAGUCCUUCCUUGUGGAUGACAGGCCACUCCUACGGGAUCGGCCACACGGCGCUGCACCAGAACCUUCCGCCGGGCUUCUCCACGGCCAUGGCCAGCCCCCUGCAGCCGGUGCUGCCGCUGCCCCAGGACCCGUCCGCGCAGCUGGUGGUGCUGCCCGCCGAGCCUCCCGCCCACCUCGAUGUGAUGGAGCAGCCUGGUCUGUGGCCCCCUGUGUACGGAGCCCGGGGCCCCCCCUCUCACAUGCAGCACCCCGCUGUGUACUCUCGCUCCCCGUUUCUACGGCAACAGGAGCUCUACGCCCUGCAGCAGCAUCAGCACCAGCAACAGCAGCAUCACCAUCAGCAUCAUCAUCAUCAUCAUCACCAUCAGCAGCAACCGCAACAGCAGCACAGAGAGAACCAGGCCAUAGAGCUACAGCACAGACACAGCCACUCACAGGUGCAGAAGAAACCGGAGGAGCCCCCGAUGGAGCUGGAAGACCUGCUGCAGGAGCCCAGAACCCCAAAACCCGCAAAGCCCUUCUCCUUCACCCCAUCCAAUAAGAACACCCCUUCCCCCGGGGCCUGCUCUGCCCACCUGUCCCCCUGCUGUCGCUCUCCUUCCCUGCGCCCCCACCCCAAAAGUACGCCCUGCACGCCCUGCCCCGCCCCCAGCCCGGCCGCCGCUGCCCCGCACUCUCCCGCCCUCAGCCCCGCCCCCCCACACGCCUCCAAAGGGGUCGAGUCGCAGGACAAACGAGGGGAGGGGCAGCCACCGCAGGAUUACCCACAAUCCCUAGAGCCUGAUUUACCACCUGGCUACACCUAUCCAGCCAUCGCCAUGGGUUACAGAAGUGGCCCGUCCCCCCAGGACGUCCGAUUGGCCGAGCCUGCGGAUCUUGAGGCAGUGCAGGUGGAGCCAGCAGAGCCGGCCCCUCGGCCAAUCCCUGACCUCACGGAUGACUGCGAGCAGGAGGUGGGGCUGAGGGCACUCCCAGAACAGCAGGAUGAAGAAGAGGAAGAGGCGGCCAGGGGGGUGGAGUCAGGUGGGGGUGGAGUUGUGGAAGUAGGAGGGCUCACCGGCUAUUGUGCCCAAUCAGAACUGGAGCAAGAACAGGAGGAGCUGUUUGCCUGCCCUGCCACAGAGGGCGGGGUUCUGCAAGACACGCCCUGUCCCACCCCUCCAUCUGUGGUGGUAACCCAGGGAGAUGACCUAUCUGUGACCCACGGGAAUGUGGUGGAGGAAGAGGCGGUGGAUCAGGUGGAGGCCGCCAUUGAGAAGCCAGAGGAUGGAGGGGUCCUAGAGCCAGACGCCCCUGUGGACGAUGCCCACUCCCCUGGAGCGGCCACGGACGAGGAACAGGGGAGGGGCCUCCCCCCGCGCGAGGGCCAAACCCCGCCCGCUCCUUCCCCGUGCCCCGCCCUCCCCCCGCCCUUCAGCUGCUGGAGCCUGGAGCUCCUGAUCGCCGCCACUCUCUGUGCGGACAGAGACACGCCCCCUCCCGCGCCCGCGGCCUCGUCGCUGCCCUGCGGCGCCCCCUUCUGGCCCAGCCAUCACGGCAUGGAGCUCCUGAGCGAGCUGGCCGAGCUGGAGAGGCAACAGCGCUGCAGCGGCGCCAGCCAGGGAGAGGAGUUGACCUUUGACCUCCAGAGCCUGGCCACCCUGGCAGCCGCCCGGGCACUGGAGAUGGAGCCCCAGGAGGGCGUGGCAGAGGGCGCGGGGCGACACUGCCCGGUCCGCAGGACCCUCAACCUGCGCAGGAAGUGCACCUGGACGCCACGUCACGAACCGGUCUUUCCAGUGAAGGGUGCCAUGGAGACGAUGGACGGGCCGGAGCUGGCCAUGCGGGUGCGUCUGGCGGAGCUGCAGAGGCGCUAUAAGGAGAAGCAGAGGGAGCUGGCCAAGCUGCAGAGGAAGCACGAGCACCAGAAGGAGGAGACCCCGCGCAGCCCUGCUCGGCGAGGACCCGGCCGCCCCCGCAAGCGGAAGUCCACCCCCGGGCCCCUUCCCGGCGCUGUGCCCCCGGCCGAUUCGCCGAGGAGAGUCAAGUCUCUGGGGGGGCUCGGCCUGUUGCCUGACGACCUGAGAGGGGGCGGAGAGACUCCGAGGAAGAAGAGGAGGCUGUCCAAUGGGAGCUUUGACCAGCUGAGCGCGGCCCAGAUGAAGGGGCGAUGCUGUAAGCAGAAUGGGCGUCAGGGCGUACUCGGGUCCAAGCUGGCCCAGUUCAAACAGAGGCCCAAAACGGCCGUGGGGCCGGGGUUCCGCCGACGGGGCACCCCUGGGUCCAGCGUGGGCCCCGCGCGACUGUGCCAGAGGGGCCCCAAGUCUGAGCACAGACUCAGCGUGGAGUCUGGGGGCCAAAGUGACACAGAGGAAGAUGAGGAUGAAUGCAGCUAUGACAGUGAGGACGGGCCGGGUGACAUCAAAGCGAUGCCUUCAAAGGACACUUCCGCAAGUUUGGCCAUGACUGGCCCCUCCCCGUCCUCCAUUGUGAAGUUGGAAGCCAAUCAGAAAGCUAGGAACAAGAAAGAGAGACAGGGACUUCAUGGGUCGCACGGCGUGGCCGGCGCGGAAGGCGAGGUGAAGGUGAGGGCGAAGAAGAGCGCCCUCCGCAGGCCAGCGCCCUUGGCCGCGGCCAGGAGGGAGCCGCCGGGGGCGAGGAGGAAGCGCGGGCCCAAGCCCAAGGCGCUGCAGCCGCUGUGGGGGAGGCCGGGGCCCGGGGGCGGGCCCUACCGGCGCGCGGCGGCGCUCGGGAGCCUGCCCACGGCGAGCGAGCGUCUGAAGAGGGCCACGCGCAAGAGCACGGCGCUGCGGGGGCUGCCCGGGGCGGUGAGCGCGAGGAGAAGCUGUUGGAUUGGCCGGGCACAGUCUCCCUCCAGUGAGGAGAACAGCAGGGACAGGAGAGGCAGGAGCAAGCAGCCUAAGGGCCGUGCGGUGAGUCGGCUGCUGGAGAGCUUUGCGGCGGACGAGGGCUUCCGGAUGGACGAGGACGGCAGCUUCUCUGAGGGAGAAGGGGACAGCAGCCACUCAAAGCGGCCCUCCAAUCCGCAGAGGAGCCCCCCAGCUGCCCCUGACUGUGUUCUGACCAAAGAGCGGCUGGCGGACGGACUGAAGGUGUUGAUCUCCAAGGAGGACGAGCUGCUGUAUGCUGCCACCGUCCGAACACUGGAACUGCCUGACAUCUACAGUGUUGUGAUUGAUGGGGAGAGAGGAAACCGCCCGAGAAUCUACUCCCUGGAACAACUCCUGCAAGAAGCGGUCCUGGACGUGCGUCCGGAGACGGAGCUGAUGGUGCCGGCGGGGACGCGGGUGUGCGCGUACUGGAGCGAGCGCUCGCGGUGCCUGUAUCCCGGAUACGUGCGCAGAGGGGGCGCCGGUGAGGAGGGCAAGGAGGGAAGCGUUAUGGUGGAGUUUGACGAUGGAGACAGAGGUCGGAUCUCUCUGCCCAACAUCCGCCUCCUCCCGCCAGACUACCAGAUUCACUGUGCGGAACCGUCCCCUGCCCUGCUGGUCUCCGGACGCCGCGGCCGCAGAAGCUCCGCCCAGGAGAAGUCGACGCCCAGCGACGCAUCGUCCGAGAAGCCGGACGCGGAGACGAUCCAGACUGUGGAGAAGACGGCCAUCCACAAGGCCAGGAGAGGCCGACCGAAAGGCUCAGGGAAGAAGAACCCCAUGUCGGACAUGGUGAAAAAGUGCAGCGCCCCACUCUUCAGCUGGCCCGCCAUGGCCGCCCCCCGAAAGAGGACCCCGCACGACCUCUUCCAGCUGAACGGGGGCCCCAGGAGGCCCCUGAAGGGCCGCGAUCUGGAGGCCUUCCCGCUGGCGCCGGCCCCCAUCGCCGCUCCGGCCAAGGCCAUCUUCAGCAGCUCCUUCGAGGUGGACUCCUUCAGCAGCAUCGCCAACGGCUACUCCUCCUUCGGCCGCCAGCCUGCCGCGCUGCCCCCCCUCACCAGCAACAGCGCCCCCUGCAGCCGGGGCAGGAGGCCCGGCGAGGGGGACGCCCCGCGGUGCAGGAAGACCGGGGGCGCCGAGUUCCUGGUCAAACUGGACCACGAGGGCGUGACGGCCCCCAAAACGAAGAACAGCAAGGCCUUGCUGUUGCUGGGGGCGACGGGGCCGGGGGGCAGAGUGGAGAAGGGUUUCGGGGGCAGGGGCGUGUCUCGCCCCGUGGGUUACUCCCACCCGGUCCUGCUGGUGAAGGACAGCAAGACCGGCGACGGCACCCGCGUGGAGCUCCUCCUGAAGGGGUCGUCCCCGCUGCAAAAGCCCGCCCCCGGCCCCGCCCCCGCCCCCGGCCCCGCCCUCUCCCUGGGCGAGUACGCCGACUUCGGCAUCAGCUGCCACAGCGACUGCCACAGCUCUUACUCGGACAUGGACGAGGACGAAGAGGAGGAGGAGGAAGAGGAGAGGAGGGCUCUGGCCGCCGCCGCCGCCUCGGGAGGGCUUAGGACGGCCGGCCGCUUCCUCUCCCGCCUCUCCGUCUCCUCCUCUUCCUCCGCCUCCUCCAGCACGUCUUCCUCCGGCUCCCUCUCCAGCUCCUCGCUCUGCUCCUCGGAGAACGACUCCUCCUACAGCUCGGAGGACGAGGAGGGCUCCACGCUGCUCCUGCAGGGCUGCCUCUCCUCCCACCACGCGCUGCUGCAGCCCCCCGAGCCCCCUCCGCCGCAGCGGGCCUUCGUCGCCAAGGCCGUGGCGGUCACCAGGGGCGGGGCCGUCGGGCACGGCGUCGGCGGCGGCAAGCCGCUCAAGAGGAAGCCGUGCCCCGCGGCCCCCGUCAAGAACGCCGGCGAGGCCGACGAGUCCGGCGACGGGCCCAAGCGGCACCGGCUGCCGCCGCCGGUCGGACACCCCAUCCCCAAAAUCUCCUCCUUCCUGCCCCCCCACCAGCUCUGGAGGUGGUCUGGGAACCCCACACAGAGACGGGGGAUGAAGGGGAAAGCGCGCAAGCUCUUCUACAAAGCCAUCGUGCGCGGCCGGGACACGGUGCGCGUGGGCGACUGCGCCAUCUUCCUGUCCUCCGGCCGCCCCCACCUGCCCUACGUCGGCCGCAUCGAGAGCUUCUGGGAGUCCUGGGCCAACAUGGUGGUGAAGGUCAAGUGGUUUUACCAUCCGGAGGAGACCAAGAUGGGCAAGAGGCACCGCGAUGGCAAGCAUGCCCUGUACCAGUCGUCUCACGAGGAUGAGAACGACGUGCAGACCAUCUCGCACCGGUGCCAGGUGGUGAGCCGGGAGGAGUACGAGCGUCUGAGCCGAGACAGGAAGCUGUCAGGCGCCGGGCCGGGCCAGGACCUCUACUACCUGGCCGGCACCUACGACCCCGGCAGCGGCCAGCUGGUCAGCGCGGACGGCGUGUCCAUCCUGUGCUAGCGAGAGCCCACCCCCUCGGGCAGUACUACUGACAGGCCUCUCCCCAUUGGCUCAGGCUUGGCGGGGGGGGCGGGGCGUUCGCGGUUUUCAUCGACAGGUGGCGGUGUGACUGUGAGGCGCCAAACGGCCCGCCCACGGGGAAGUCGCCGUGAUUGGCGGCGGGAGCGCCCAAUCGGAGGGCUCCGGCUCAGC
Messenger RNA from Anguilla anguilla (European eel), 9385 nucleotides. RefSeq names its product BAH and coiled-coil domain-containing protein 1. The record is from RefSeq and is a predicted model, not a curated record. Gene Ontology annotation, molecular function: chromatin binding. The coding region runs from base 875 to 9193 and encodes 2772 amino acids. Lineage: Eukaryota; Metazoa; Chordata; Actinopteri; Anguilliformes; Anguillidae. The transcript is spliced from 28 exons.